AGACUCGCUCACACACUUCAUCUCGCCGUCAGACUCGUUUCAUCUUCAUCACAGGAUGGCUGAAACAUACGUGAGACAUGUGGAACUGCUUGGAUUUGAGAAAAGAUUCUUUCCCAGCCAGCACUAUGUGUACAUGCUCCUGGUUAAAUGGAGCGAUCAGUCUGAAAAGCUGGUGUACAGACGCUAUCCAGAAGUACACACAUUACAUAAAACUCUGAAGGAAAUGUUUCCUAUUGAGGCAGGAGAUAUUGACGAAAAGGACCGAAUCAUUCCCACAUUACCAGCUCCUAAAUGGCUGGACAAUCAGAAAACCACAGAGACGAGGCAGGCGACUCUUGCUGAAUAUUGCCGAUCUCUUCUCAACCUGCCCGCCAACAUCUCCCGCUGUCAGCUCAUUCGGGACUUCUUCAAAAUGAGGCCUGAAGAUGAAACUCCACCAGCACCACAUCCAUACAAAAGAAAUGAGACCUUCAUUAUGUCCACAAACAGAGUACGGAGCAACACCACAUCAGAAAUCACAGGGCCCAUCAUUCUCGAGACCUACAGAGUGAUCGCAGACUACAGCAAGAGCUCCAAGUAUGAGCUCACGCUGAAGAUGGGAGACAUGGUGGACAUCGUGGAGAAAAGCCCAAAUGGCUGGUGGUUUUGUCAGUGUGAGUCCAGGAGAGGAUGGGUUCCAGCUUCAUACUUAGAGCCGCUUGAUGGAGCAGAUGAAUCUGAGGAACCGGAGCCUAAUUAUGCAGGAGAGCUCUACAAAACCACCAGAGGCUAUAAAGCUGUGGAACAGGAUGAGAUGACUCUCGAAGCAGGAGUCAUUAUUGAAGUCAUCCAUAAACUUCUUGAUGGGUGGUGGGUGGUCAGGAAAGGCGAGGAAACCGGCUUCUAUCCGUCCAUGUUCCUGUGCAGGACGGGGGAGAAGAAAGAGGUGGAUGCUGAGAGGGACGUGGUCAGAAGAGCAACACCACCACCAAGAAGGUCGACCAUCCGCAAUGCCCAGAGUAUCCAUUCUACGGUACGCCGGCGAAUCAGUCAGGACAGCUACCGGAAACAGAGCCGUCGCUUCUUACAGCAGAGAGGAAGACUGAACUCUCAUUCCAGGAUCGGGACACGAUCUCCACUGCAGGAGAGGAGGACAAACAGAGAGAACAUCGAGAAAUCCAGCGCUCCUCAAGCAGAAGAUGAGGAUAAAAGUGUUCCGGUGGUUCCUCCUCGGCCCAGUCCUCAGCUCAUUCUGGAGCGCUGCACUGAAAACACAAGCAAGAGGAUGAGCAUGCAAGAGGCUGACUGAAGCAUCCCACUAAGAUUUUUUAUGUUUAAUAGACGUCUAAUAGACAUCUAAACGUGUGUCAUACAUCAGCAUCACUGUCAUGGCUGCCUCCACAUGAAAACAUGCCAGAACCGCUCAAACCAUAGACGACUUGGCUUGACAAGGCUAAAUUUUGUCUGUCAGUGACCAAUAAAAACAAGGCUAAAUUAAUAGACAUCUAAUAGAAAUCUAAGAAUAGUCCCACAACUAGACUAUUCAUCAAAUACAGGGCUUGUUUGGGGGGAUGUCGAUUAGAUUUUCCUUUCCAGACCAUAUUUUGCCUUGUUUUAACCAAGCCGUCUAUAUUUAGAGGUCUAUUAGACGUAAAACAAAAAAUGCUUGCUGGGAUCCCACAGUGCCUGCUCAACAUUAAGCUCCAAUCUGCAAUAGAAAUGGUCACAGGCAUUUAGAUGCUUACAUUGACUCCUGUUUAGCCCAGAACCUGUUAUAAGCUAUGUGUAUUGGACUUCUUGUAUGUAUGACUUUCUUCACAAUAAAUAUUCUGUAGGAGAACCAUUAUUUGGGUUCCCAAAAAAGUAUCAGUAAAUAGUUUCUAAAAUAAACAUUUGUAUAGUAAUCGUCUGAUAAUGAGAAAAAACUUUUUUUUUCAACAUAUAAAGACCCUUUUGGGCAAUAGAAAGGUUCUGUGAAGGCUAAAAGUUCUUAUUGGGACCAUCAGUGAUAAUAAGGAAUCUUUAUUUCAUUUUUAGAAGUGAAUAUUUAUGACCAGCAAUAGGCUACUUAAGUAUGCAUUUUUAAGAUGUACUAAGUGUAAUUUUAAAUGUAUUUUUACAGUUAUGAAUAAAUAAACAACAUGUGAAAUGCCA
This is a messenger RNA of Danio rerio (zebrafish), 2133 nucleotides long. It is a transcript of the gene ncf1, whose product is annotated as neutrophil cytosolic factor 1. NCBI's taxonomy places the organism in Eukaryota, Metazoa, Chordata, Actinopteri, Cypriniformes, Danionidae. The record is from RefSeq and is marked provisional. Gene Ontology annotation, biological process: reactive oxygen species metabolic process. Gene Ontology annotation, cellular component: cytoplasm; membrane. Gene Ontology annotation, molecular function: superoxide-generating NADPH oxidase activator activity; phosphatidylinositol binding.